Molecule: messenger RNA, 1478 nt
Organism: Pyrus x bretschneideri (Chinese white pear)
Lineage: Eukaryota; Viridiplantae; Streptophyta; Magnoliopsida; Rosales; Rosaceae
Product: probable protein phosphatase 2C 42
Exons: 4
Coding region: 34-1194 (386 amino acids)
Biological process (GO): protein dephosphorylation
Molecular function (GO): cation binding; protein serine/threonine phosphatase activity
Source: RefSeq, a predicted model, not a curated record
GGUUUUGGGGUUAGGGUUUUUGAGAGAUGUGGGAUGCUUCAGGCAUUGAUGAAUCUGCUCUCUCUUUGCUGGAGGCCAUUUGGGCGCGGCGACGGUGAGGGACUCAGCUCUGUUGGAAUCGUCGGCGCUGCGAAUAACGGAAGCGGCGGAGGAGGACGGGAUGGCAAAGAUAACUUGCUUUGGUUCCGAGAUUUUGGAAAGUACGCGUGGGGCGAUUUCUCUAUGGCGGUGGUCCAGGCCAAUCAGGUGCUCGAGGAUCAGAGCCAGAUCGAGUCUGGACCCUUUGGGACCUUCGUCGGCGUAUACGACGGACACGGCGGCCCGGAGACCGCUCGAUACGUUUGCGACAAUUUAUUCAGACAUUUCCAAGCAAUAUCAGCAGAGUCUGAAGGUGUUGUGACAGCGGAGACCAUUCAAAAUGCUUUUCUCCGAACAGAGGAAGGGUUUACCGCCCUCGUUUCGGAGCUGUGGGGUAAUAAACCCCAAGUAGCAACUGUUGGGUCAUGCUGUCUGGUUGGAGUUAUAUGUCAGGGGACCCUAUUUGUGGCAAACCUGGGAGAUUCCCGUUGUGUGUUGGGAAAGAAAGUGGGCAACACUGGCGAAGUUGCUGCAAUCCAGUUAUCCACUGAACACAAUGCAAAUCUCGAGGAGGUUAGGCAUGAGCUGAAAGAUUUGCACCCACAUGAUCCUCAAAUUGUCGUUUUAAAGCAUGGAGUUUGGAGAGUAAAAGGCAUUAUCCAGGUAUCUAAAUCUAUAGGUGACGUAUAUAUGAAACAUGCAAGGUUUAACAGGGAGCCGAUUAGUGCAAAGUUCAGACUUCCCGAACCAAUGACCAUGCCUAUCUUGUCUGCCGAACCAACCAUUCUUUCUCAUCCUCUCCAUCCAAAAGAUUCUUUUCUUAUAUUUGCUUCUGAUGGUCUAUGGGAACACUUGAGUAAUGAACAAGCUGUUGAAAUUGUCCACAAUCAUCCACAUGCGGGAAGUGCCAAGCGGCUUGUUAAGACGGCUCUCCAAGAAGCUGCAAGAAAAAGAGAGAUGCGAUAUUCAGAUCUUCGGAAAAUUGACAAGAAGGUCCGACGCCAUUUUCACGAUGAUAUAACCGUCAUUGUUUUAUUCUUAAACCAUGACCUAAUAUCCAGAGGGAGAGUGGAAGAGCCCCCGGUCUCAAUAAAAAGUGCCCGUGACCAAGGAUAAGUUUACGACAUCAAACAUGUCUCGGUUGCCUGCCGCUGAUUUUGAUACAUGCGUGAAUGAUCAUACUGCGCGAUAACAAACCACCGGGAUCCGGAGAUAAUGCUUGAUUUUGAGGAGGCUUUGAGAGUUAUAAUGUUAGAAGAGAUUACUGUAUUUACAGAGUCGUAUAAUUCUCCGUUAUGUCAUAUUUAAAAGCAUGUUGUAAUUUGUUGCCUCCCAGUCCCAGAUACAGAAUGCAAGAGCCGCCAUGUUUAUUUAUAUAUAUAUAUAUUUUUUCUUCAAAA